GGGUCAGUAAGUUCGGGAAAAAAAAUAGAAACAUGUUCACGAGUCGUGCGUAUAAAUUGUUUCAUAUCCAAGUUGUAGUGGAACGGUACUAUCUAUAAAGACGUUAAAAGGUUCCCUCAUCACGCAUUUCUGGCGACACAGUCCACAGCAGUCAAGAUGAGGAUGCUGCUUCUUGUUGUGUUGGUCCUUGCAUUAUCGCAAACCAUAUUGUCUAUUCAGCCCGCCACAGUGGAUCUGUACAAUGGACACGGCCUCAAAUUCACAAUCCCAGAUGAUGGGUAUGACUUUGUUGCUGUCCACUAUUCAAUAAACCAACCCAUUGUUGGAGUAGGGGCUGGACAAUGGGGGUACGACGUCCACACCAAGGAAGGAUCCUCGUUCGUCCACAUCAAUGACUUGCCUAAUCUACAUGUUCAUAAAGGAGACACCGUAUACUACUGGUUACACGGACAGAAGGCGGGGCAGCCUGAUGAACUUCUGGGACUCUCAGCAGUUAUUGGAGAUAUGACAACGACUACGAGCAGACCAACAACCACUACAGUUAGACCGGUGGUGACUUCUACCACAACUGCUGCUCCCCCUAGCGGAGGUAACAAUCACAAUACCGGUCACUCGGGGGGCGGAGGAAUAUUAACACAAACCAUGAUCGAAACCCACGGUGGGUCAUCUGGGGGAUUGAGUAAUGGUGGAAGUUUUGGAGGGUCAUCCGGAGGAGUCCAGCAAGUUUACUCCGGUACAGGAUACGCACAACCUGGAGUGUCCCAGCAGGCAUGCACCUCAUAUCCCUGUCUCAUGUUUGAGGAUAACUUUGAUUUCUUGAACUUUGAAACCUGGACACACGAACUCACCGCAAGUGGAGGUGGGAAUUGGGAGUUCGAAUACUACACGAAUAACCGAUCCAACAGUUACACAAAGGACGGAAAACUAUUCAUCAAACCGACCCUAACAGCCGACCAUUUUGGGGAACACUAUCUGUCAUCUGGCGUACUAGAUCUAUGGGGGUCGGAACCCCACUCCCAGUGCACCAGUAACCAGUUCUUCGGAUGUCAACGUCAGGGCACACCAGAACACAUCAUCAACCCCAUACAGUCCGCAAGACUAAGGAGUGACAAGGCCUUCAAUUUCAAAUACGGCAAAAUGGAGGUCAGAGCCAAGAUGCCAAAGGGAGACUGGAUUUGGCCUGCAAUUUGGCUACUGCCACACAGGAAUGCCUAUGGUGAAUGGCCCGCUUCCGGAGAAAUUGAUAUUGUGGAAUCUAGAGGAAAUACGAAUUACCACGACGAGAAGGGCAACAGCCAGGGUGUGGACAGCUUUGGCAGUACUCUUCAUUUUGGCCCAGCUUACGGAUUUGAUCCGUUUGAAAAAGCCCACGGGGAAAUGACACUUUCUAGUGGAACACUGAAUGAUGAUUUCCAUACAUGGACGUUAGAAUGGGACGAAAACCACAUCAAGGUUUCAUUUGAUGGAACUGAGGUAAUGAACGCAUCUCCUCCUCCGGAAGGAUUUUGGAAGCUUGGAGAGCUGGACAAAUCCCAUAUCGACAAUCCAUACAGAUAUGCCAACAACAAAAUGGCUCCGUUUGAUCAAGAGUUUUUCAUUAUCAUGAACGUUGCGGUUGGUGGUGUUGGAUUCUUUCCCGACAAGAACAGAAACUCUCCCUAUCCCAAACCUUGGACAGACAAGUCCGAAUUCACCGCGCGAGAUUUCUGGAAUCAUAAAAGUCAGUGGUACCCGACGUGGAACCCGGAUCAGAAUGACGGCGAACAAGCGGCCAUGCAAGUGGACUACAUCAGAGUGUGGAAAAUGAAGCCAUAAAAAUGGAGAGAGCACAGUGGCACGGCUGAUACAAACAGUCCGUAUGCUGCUCAAUCUUAUCAUAUAAUACUUAUACACAAUAAAAUACUGUUUGAAAUUGUU
This is a messenger RNA of Ostrea edulis (European flat oyster), 1917 nucleotides long. RefSeq names its product beta-1,3-glucan-binding protein-like. Gene Ontology annotation, molecular function: carbohydrate binding; hydrolase activity, hydrolyzing O-glycosyl compounds. The record is from RefSeq and is a predicted model, not a curated record. The coding region runs from base 157 to 1815 and encodes 552 amino acids. Gene Ontology annotation, biological process: carbohydrate metabolic process. The transcript has 14 exons. NCBI's taxonomy places the organism in Eukaryota, Metazoa, Mollusca, Bivalvia, Ostreida, Ostreidae.